Fopius arisanus is the source of this 2109-nucleotide messenger RNA. RefSeq names its product probable low-specificity L-threonine aldolase 2. Gene Ontology annotation, molecular function: L-allo-threonine aldolase activity. The record is from RefSeq and is a predicted model, not a curated record. Gene Ontology annotation, biological process: glycine biosynthetic process; L-threonine catabolic process. The transcript is spliced from 6 exons. The coding region runs from base 470 to 1600 and encodes 376 amino acids. Lineage: Eukaryota; Metazoa; Arthropoda; Insecta; Hymenoptera; Braconidae. Gene Ontology annotation, cellular component: cytosol.
UGAAGAUUACGCACUCUAGCCUAGCAAUUACGUUCUCAUCUCGAUAUUUGAAUACUAUAAAGCAAUCACUACCAAAUUGAAGCCAGCAAAUUUUUAAAAAAUAAGUAAACAAACGUAAACGUAUAAUCAAUUAAAAUCUGCUGGUGAUUCACGUUGACUUUAUUUCGUCAUGACGUAAAUAAAUGUAUGUCAAGCAAUACUAGCUACAUCCGUACAAGAGUGCAAUACAUUUCCUGGAGAUUUUUUCCAAAUAUAGAAUCAUCUCCUCCAUGUCCUCGGAAUAAAACGUAAUAAUUGGGGUGGGGGGAGGUAAAUUGACAUGAAGAUUUUCAUUGAUCCGAUCGUGUGAUCCACCCCAUUUCGUCGAUAAAUACCUCGUGCUGACGGCAAUCAGCCAAUUAAGCGUAAAAGUGAAGGCUGAUCUGUCCAUUUAGCUGGCAUUCAUUUGUUAUCAGGCGGAUUGAGGAAGAUGUCGUCCAGAGCUCCGGAGGGAAAAAGCGAUGUGAAGGAGGUGAUGACUGUCAAUUUACGCAGUGACACGUUCACCAAACCAUGUCAGGCCAUGAGGCAGGCUAUGUUCCAGGCAGAAGUCGGGGAUGAUGUAUACCAUGAGGAUCCAACAGUUAUUAGAUUAGAGAAAUACGUCGCAGAAUUACUGGGAACGGAGGCCUCACUAUUUAUAACGAGUGGAACGAUGGGAAAUCUCGUCGCCAUGAUGGUGCACUGCAAUACCCGAGGCUGUGAGAUAUACGUCGGCGAGGAUUCGCACAUCGUGCACCACGAGCAGGGAUCAGCAGCCCAGAUAGCGAACAUCACAGUGUGCGCGCUUCCGAAUAAUCCCGAUGGAACAUUUGACCUGAAGAGACUGAAAUUGAAGUUGAGGGACCCCUCAAACUAUCACCACCCCAUUUCUCGGCUUAUCAGCGUAGAGAACACGAUAAAUGGAAAAAUUCUCCCCCUGCAGUGGCUGAAAGAACUAGUGGCAUUUAGCAAAGAACACAAAUUGAAGCUGCACAUGGACGGUGCGAGGAUCUGGUACGCCUCGAUAAUCGGUGGAAUACCAAUCAGAGACAUUGUCGAGGGCUUUGACUCAGUCACCUUCUGUCUGAGUAAGAUAGGUGCACCAGUUGGAUCAAUGCUCUGCGGAUCCAGGGAAUUCAUCACUCAAGCAAGGAGAAUGAGAAAAGUUCUCGGUGGUGGGAUGCGUCAGGUUGGAGUACUGGCAGCUUGUGGCUUCGUUGCCAUCGAAAAACUUCCCAAGCUCACCGCAGAUCACGUGAAAGCUGUCGCAAUGAUGAAAGCUGUCAACGAACUUGAGUCCGAUAUUUUCAAAGUUCAUCCAAUCGAUGCACAGACCAACAUGGCUUGGAUAAGCGUUGAGGAGACAGAUGAGAUAACAGCACCGAAAUUUGCUAAACGACUUGGAGAAAUUGAGGACGAUCACGAGGACGAUCAGGUCAGAGUAUUGGCAUGGUCUGUACAACCCAGGACUGUUAGGCUCUCCUUCCACUGCGAUGUGUCCGAGGAGGAGGCCAGUGCUGCCCAGAGGAAGAUUCGAUAUAUUAUCAGGAAGCUGGAUCCUAAGUUCCAGAAGAAUUAGUGAAAUUAAUCCGAAUUCAUUGAAUUAAUUAUCCAUGCCAUAUUCCUUAGGACUCAUGAGUGACUGAAAAAAAGUACGAUGAGACUGCGAUUAUUGGAAAAAUGUAUUCCACUUUUUGAUAAAAAUAAAGGAAAUAAUACAUAAAUAGUUUGACAAUUUGUAAUACCUGCAGGGAUGAAAAAAUUCAUUGAACAAUUAAAGAAUACAAUUAUUGAUUAGUUACUAUCCCAUUUUCCCGAGAAUUUAGUUGCUAUUUCCGAUAUCCUCUGAUAUCUGGAGAUAAUUCCGGGAUAUUUUUAUCAAGAUGAGACUGGAGGGAAUCUCCGGAGAUUUCAAAUUGCUCGUUAUUAUCAACAUUAACAAAAUACACACUAUUAUCAAUAAAUUAAUAAAAUGAUCAUUUGAAAUUAGGUAGACAGAAUGUGAAAUUCUUUGACUUGAAACUGCACGAAUAGUAUUCUGAUAGCAAAGUAAUUGCUAUCUCAGGAAUUUUUUAUUUCCAUUAUGUU